This is a messenger RNA of Aspergillus campestris IBT 28561, 842 nucleotides long. RefSeq names its product PRP38 family protein. The transcript has a single exon. The record is from RefSeq and is a predicted model, not a curated record. Bases 102 to 842 code for a protein of 246 amino acids. Gene Ontology annotation, cellular component: precatalytic spliceosome. Lineage: Eukaryota; Fungi; Ascomycota; Eurotiomycetes; Eurotiales; Aspergillaceae.
CCUCACUCUCAACCAACGACCCCAACGAGGAACCCCAAGAAAAAGAAAGUCAAGAAGAGGAGGAAAACAAAUCAACAGAAGCAACAAAAAGAACAAUCAUAAUGACAACCCACCGCGCCGACGCCAGCACCUUCCUCGACAACCGCGGCUACUCAGGCCCCCUCGUCCGCGGCGUCAACCCAGCCACGCUCUUCGAAAAAGCCGUCCGCGACCGCAUCACCGAAUCCUACUACUGGAAAGAGCAAUGUUUCGGACUCAACGCCGCGACCCUCUGCGACCGCGCAGUGGAGCUCACCGCAAUCGGCGGCACAUACGGGGUAUCCGAGAAGCCGACGCCCUUCCUCUGCCUAGCCUUCAAGCUCCUACAACUCAACCCGACGCGGGACAUAAUCCUGGAAUACCUCAACUUCAGCGACCCGGGCAGCGACAACGAGGACCCCACGGAGGCAGACAGCGCAGCGGUGCAGCAGGCGCGCGGCGACUUCAAGUACCUGCGCGCGCUGGCGGCGUUCUACGUGCGGCUGACGUUUGACGCGGUGGAUGUGUAUCGCACGCUGGAGCCGCUGCUGCUGGAUUAUCGCAAGUUGAAGCGGAGGGUGCGCGACUCGGUGGUGCUCACUAAUAUGGAUCAGUUUGUGGAUGAUUUGCUUACGAAGGACCGCAUGUGUGGUACGAGUUUGUGGAAGUUGCCGUCGAGGCAGCAGUUGGAGGAUUUGGAUUUGUUGGAUGAGAGGGUGAGCCCGUUGGCGGAGGAGUUGGAGGAGAUGGAUAGGGAGAGCGAGGAGGGGGAGGGAGAGGGUGAGAGUGAGGAGGGAGAGACGCGGUCGGAUGGCCAUGACUGA